Aspergillus nidulans FGSC A4 is the source of this 2436-nucleotide messenger RNA. RefSeq lists its product as uncharacterized. Gene Ontology annotation, cellular component: nucleus. Gene Ontology annotation, molecular function: zinc ion binding; DNA-binding transcription factor activity, RNA polymerase II-specific; DNA binding. The record is from RefSeq and is a predicted model, not a curated record. Lineage: Eukaryota; Fungi; Ascomycota; Eurotiomycetes; Eurotiales; Aspergillaceae. The transcript is spliced from 5 exons. Gene Ontology annotation, biological process: regulation of DNA-templated transcription; regulation of transcription by RNA polymerase II; DNA-templated transcription. The coding region runs from base 1 to 2436 and encodes 811 amino acids.
AUGGAGCCGCCAUCCAACAGCCAGACUGAAUCAGCCGCUGGCUCGCCGUCAAUUUCGGAAGAGACAAAGCGAAAGCAUAGGAAGCGAAGGAAUGGACGCACAAGGGUUUCAAAGGCAUGUGCCAACUGCGCUCGUCGAAAGGUGAAAUGCGAUGGGGCCAUUCCCUGUAUGCCAUGCUUGCUUCGAAGCAAAAGCUGCCAGGCAAAGCCAGUCGGUGAUAAACGAGGACACGAGCAAAUUGGUGCAAAUUCAGGAAUAAUUUGGGCAAAAAGGUUCGCAUCACAAUGCACAGACAGCCAUUACGAUCACUGUGGGCAGCCGCUGUCCCCUGCCUCGACGGCACCAUCACGACCGCAAUCCACCCUUCCAGGGGAGGCAUAUGACGAAAAUGUCCGUCUAAAUGCAUUUCUCGACUCUGAAUCAUCUCUUGCCAGUCGCGACGAAUGGAACAGCUGGUUAGAGGCUUUCUGUCGAGAAGUCCACCCACAGUAUCCGUUCUUGCACCUUCCGACAUUAAAGUAUUUAUACACACAACUGCCAGAUCCUUCAGGUCUGUCUGGCGAGCAUGUCUUUCAAAAUGAAGAGCAGCGUUGCCAGGUGUCGCUGGUGCUUGUCUGUCUGGCGAUUGGGUGUUACUGCAAAAGUUCUUAUUCGAGCAAUUUCAAGGGUUCCUGUCCUGGCGGCUGGGGCAUCUAUUCAACCGCCAUUGAUGUCUACGGCAACAUGAUGAAAACCGCAACAAAUCCUUCGACGGGGCUACUUUUUACGCAAACGAUUGUGCUCAUGCUGCUCAGUUUGGCCAUUUCACAACUACACUGUCAGGGCUGCCAUCAACGCGAUACUUUGAGCAGCAUCCCAGUUGUCAGAGGCGAGUUCAUGCGGCGUUUGUGGUGUUCAGUCUAUGCCUUGGAUCGAGAACUGAGCAUCCAAACAGAAGACGAGUUCAUGAUCAAGGACAUCAAUGUCGACUUUGCUCUUCCAAUGAACCUGGGUGAUACAUGGAUGACCAUUCACUAUGAUGACAACAGAAGCUCUUCAGACCUCGCUGAUCUAAUUCAAAAUGAGAUAUUGAAAAGGCCUACAAUGGAAAUACCGUGCCUCAGGGAAACGACAUGCUAUGCAAGAGCAGCUAGCAAGACCCGGGAGAUGCUGUGUGACAAGGACACGAAUAAUCAUCAUGAGAACAGUCCAUUGUUGAUUGAGAGCCUAGAGCGCUAUAUCUCAGGGGCGUUCCGGACGAUUGUGUUGGCAUUCCACGCAGAAAAUUGUCAAGCCAGCCAGCCUUCAACGGAGAAACAAGAAAUUGAAAAGAAGGGAUGGUCACUGAGAACAAUUAGAUGGGGCUACUUGCGUCUCCUGAUCAGUCUCAAGGCGCUCAAACGAUCGAAAGAGUCAGACCUCCCUGACAGUCAAGCAAGUCGGUUUACCUGUCUGCAUCUGAUUGAGGAGAUUCUCUUGGCUCUCAAUUCACUGCCACAUGAGUUUCCAAAGUAUACAUUUCCCAUCCUCCACUAUUGGAAUAGUGUGGUGAGCAUUGGACUCGAGAUGGUUGCUGAAGAACCCUUGCUUCGCCAAUUCUAUGGCGGAACAAUACUCGAAGCCGUCAUCUCCCUCCGCGAAUUUUAUUCAAAAACAUGGCUGUCGAGCCAGAUGAGCCAAAACAUCCUCCGUAUGAGCUAUGCCGCCCGCUCAAUUUUUGCCGACGAAAUCGCUGAACGCGAGGGUUUUCUGGAUCAACCCCGAGGCCUCUCAAGUCAAAGGAACAUGACCGCAGGGUUGAAGAAAGUACCAUUCACCACGAGCACGCUCUCUCCAGAAUCAGCAAUGAAUAACUCGUUGGAUGAGACCUUUGGAUUAUCCAGCACUACUGGAGCACCUGGGGAUGUGUCUAUCGAUCAGACAACCGGAAAUCAUGGUAGAACAACCGCCAACCACAGCCAAGAACAGAAUCUUUCCCAUAUAUCACCGGAACUGUAUAUUGAAAACUCCAAUGGCCAAGCUUCCUUCCAUUCCCAGGGAGCUCCUGGCGUGCCGGAAACCAACAAUCCUCACCAUGCAGAAAGUGACCCGCACAUUCUCUACGCAAAUGGUCACUUGGGCAGCCAAGAAGCCAGCAUUGUCCAUGACGAACUCAACAGCCAACAGCUUUAUACCAAUCCCGAUUCACCCGUCGCUCAGGACACAUCCGGGCCAGGCAUUCCUUUGAAUCUUUCCAAUUCUCUCGAUGUUCACAAUCGUCCUGACCGCUUUGGUUCCACCUUGGCAAACGAAACAACGCAAACCAUCAUGUCGGACAGUCACAUCUCACCUGGUGAUCAAUCAUUCGAGCCUUGUGAUUCUGGCUUAUCAAAUGCCCUGGAUUGUGGCAUUCCCGAGCUUGGACUAGACGAGAACCACCUCUUCACGCUUUCAGAUGCUGGAUUGAGCCCGUUGUAG